Molecule: messenger RNA, 1281 nt
Organism: Trichophyton rubrum CBS 118892
Lineage: Eukaryota; Fungi; Ascomycota; Eurotiomycetes; Onygenales; Arthrodermataceae
Exons: 1
Coding region: 597-965 (122 amino acids)
Source: RefSeq, a predicted model, not a curated record
GUUUUUGAGCAUUAGGGAGCCAGCGCUCCGGGAUAAACGAAUCGGGCAAAUGAUAGUAGUUAGGGGAACGAAGUAGCGAGAAUCCGGCAACUGAUAUCAGAGUCCCGGCAGGGAUCAUCUCACCACAUAUCAUCGAUCCGCCUUCUUCCACGACACGGGGUAGCCCAUUCGUGCAUGGUGUGUACAUGCGAAUAGACUCCUCGACGCAAGCAGUGAGAUAGUCCAUGCCUAACAAAACAUCGUACGUGAUUUCCUCGGAGCUAGAAAACCUAGUGCGAAUCUCUUUGACCACUUUUUCCAUGCAACGGGGGUUCUUGAACAAAAGAAAGGUCAUACAGCGCAACACUGUAGCGGCAGUUUCGCUCCCACCAAAAACAAGGAUCGGAGAAUUUUGCUGCAGCUCUGGCAUUGUGAUGCCGCCUUCAAGCAGCUUGCCGAGAAUGCUAUGUCUGCCUUUUUCCUCCUUAAUCCGAUCAAAGUAUCUUGCGAGCUUGUCCGACGUGUAAUUGAGAAACUUCUGUCGUUGGCGACUCAAAACGCUGUGUGGCACCAGAUUCCAAAACACCCGGAAAAACAAGUACUCGUUCAGUACGACUAUGAUCGCAAAUGCCUUCAGGAACUGUUGGACAGAUUCGACCCAGGGGAUAUAUCUAGAAUUUUCCAGCAGGCCCAGAGAUUCGUCAAAGAGCAGUUUGCCGAUGACAUCGAAGGUCAUGAAAUUGUACCAGUCUGACAUGUUCAUGGGGCUGCCCCUGGAUUCCUCCAUGCGUUGCACGAGCUUGUCCGCAUAUUUGACGAACGUUGCUUCGUUUUCUUUCAGGCUCUUUUCCGAGAAUGCAAUGGUCAUCAGUCUCUUCUGCCGUGUAUGGACGUCACCGUUCGCAGUCACGACGGAGUUGGCACCACCCUCCUCUUCGACACCACGGAUAGCGCGGGUGCCUCUGGCAUUUGCGCUGGUGCCAUAGAUCUCCUUCCAGCCCUGCCCAUGGGCGAAGCUUAGCUCAUCGCUGGCAAUGCGCACCACGUCGCCGUAUUUGCGGUGCAGAUGAAGCCGAAACUGCGCCCGCUGUCCGCGGAGUGUGGCCCAGGUAACUGGGAGUCGUGAUAGCGCUAAAUGUUUGGGCCCUGGAAAUUUCCGGAGCGGGUGGAAGAACAGGUUAUAUAUCACUGUUCCCAGGAUAUACUAUAGGCAGCCCUUUUCCCCACCCAGGGGGAGCAGUCUAAAUUAGCCAGCCGAAGCGGAUGAAAAUGAUGACACGCAGCGUGGGUAGUGGAAAAAAC